AUGGGAAGAAACGAGGGAGCCGCGAACUGGACCAAGAGGAAUGAUACAAGGCCCAAAGGAAUUAAAGAAAGGGCCAAUAAGGAGGGAAGGAAGGGGAACUUGAAGGGCCAGCGCCAGAAGUACCCACAGAAGAAGGAAGCAAGACCCGAGAAGGCGGUGAAGGGAGACCGGAAAGGAGGGGAAGGAGCAAGUACCAGGCGGAAAGGCAAGAGACCAUACGAGAGCGGAGAGAGUAGGAAAAGGAAUGGAAGAGGGGAGGAAGGCGCGGAAAACGAGGGUAUAGAGGAAAAAAGAGAGAGAGAAGCAACUGAAUACAAGAGUGGGCGAAGUGGAAGGGCCAAAAGAACAAGGAGAAGCCUGGAUGCAGAAGAAGCAAGAGGAGACCAGAAGGACAGGGGAGAAGGCAAAAGAGAGGACGAUGAAGGAGCAGGAAAAGAGGCAGGCAAAGGGGGGGAGCAGACGGGAAGGACGCAGAGCCCCAAAGAGCUGGGGGCAAAAGAGGGGGGAAAAGCUCGAGGGAAAAGAGAGGACGAAAAGAGGGCGCAAAUAGGAGAGGAGAAACCAAAACAAGCGGGCGUGAAGAGACCAGGAGGGCAAAGAGACGAGGUCCGGAAGCGAGCCGAUUAA
Messenger RNA from Ipomoea nil (Japanese morning glory), 627 nucleotides. RefSeq names its product cylicin-2-like. The record is from RefSeq and is a predicted model, not a curated record. Lineage: Eukaryota; Viridiplantae; Streptophyta; Magnoliopsida; Solanales; Convolvulaceae. The coding region runs from base 1 to 627 and encodes 208 amino acids. The transcript is spliced from 2 exons.